AUGGCGCAAAUUCGCGAGAAUCUCAGUCUACACUUCAACCCACUGGAGAGAACUGGAUACAAGAUACAAAGAAUUCGGAGAACUUUUGAGAUGUAUUCGCCAAUGAGGCGCGGCGCCUGCCAGUUUCCCCGAGGGGGAACGACCUCCCCAGAGGGGCAGGGUGGGGAGGGCGUCGGGGAGCCGCUGCACGCGUUGCUGCAGGGCCGCGGUCUCUGCACCAACGCCAGCGCCGCCGGCAGUCUGCGCGCCUACCUGCUGACCGCGCCGCCCGCGCCAGGAAAUACCAGCGAAUCAGAAGAGGACCAUGGCAUCAGUAGUGUGGAGAACGGAGCCCUGCCCAGCACACACCGAGUGACUGACCCUAAAUUCCACCCCCACACCAAGAUGGACAUCAUCAAGAAAGGGCACGCCAAGGACAGCCAGCGCUACAAAGUUGACUAUGAGUCCCAGAGCACCGACACCCAGAACUUCUCCUCCGAGUCCAAGCGGGAGACAGAAUACGGUCCCUGCCGCAGGGAGAUGGAGGACACAUUGAAUCACCUGAAGUUUCUCAACGUUCUGAGUCCCCGAGGCAUCCAUAUCCCAAACUGUGACAAGAAGGGCUUUUACAAGAAGAAGCAGUGCCGCCCUUCUAAAGGUCGGAAACGUGGCUUCUGCUGGUGCGUCGACAAGUAUGGGCAGCCUCUCCCAGGCUAUGACAGCAAGGGGAAGGAAGAGGUGGCCUGCUACAGCCUUCAGAGCAAGUAGACGCCGCUGCACAUUCAUGUGGAGCUCAAACUCGCCUUAUUUUGCACAAAAGACAGCCGAGGACAUGGUCAGCAGUUGGCUCCAGCCUCAGUUUCCAUUUCUGUUUGUGGUGGCCUGAUUGUUUUUCAAACCAAAGUUUAGAAAGAGAUGUUCAAAAUGCCUGCAUUUCCUUUCACUGCAAACUGGAGCAUCUUCCUGCCAUCCAGGAAUCAGGGAAAGCAGUUCGAAUCUUUUCAUCGCAUCCUGUGACAACCCUGUCAAUGCAGCACAGCAUGGGGACCUGCCUUCACACGGGGCCCUCAGUGCCUUUGUGUUGGCAAUAGCGAGUAGCUGCCCCUCUGGCUCCGUGACUUCAGUGCCGUGUUGCUUUGUAGAGUUCACACUUCAUCCCCUCUCUGUGUACAACGAGCACAGCCUUGUGGAGAACAAGAACCCCCAAACCCCAGUUGUCCAGACACCUGGCUGCCUCCUCCUGGAGCUCACAACCUUUGGAUUGUGCCAUUUUCAAAGCCAGUGCCCAGGCUUCUUGACCAAGAAGACCAUUCAUAUCUUCAAGUGACCUGUCCUGCGGGGGACUAUUAAAGAGAAUAAGGUGGAGUCUUGUUAAAAAAAAAAAAAAAAUGUGACAGAGAAUGUUUUAGGGCACUCUGGGAACCUAUAAAGGAAGGUAUUUCUGAUCCUUUUUUGUCAGGCAUCUUUCUAAAGAUGUGGCCUGGUUGAAGGCCUGGGUGACUUUUGCUGUGGCUCCACAGAGGAGGGACAGGGGAACUGGGAGUUGGCCUCCAUGUCCAGAGGCAUUACAAAUAACAGCACGAGUCCUUGCAUGACAGCAGAAAAUAGUGUUUUCUAGUUCAGUGACUCCAGGCAAGCCUGAUUUUUUGAGGAUAAGCUCUUUAAAGGCAGAGGUUAUUUUUAUCUCACUGUGUCCUCGUAAAACUGUCUACAAAGGAGAGAUAAGUGGUUUGUUGAAGACAUUGAGGAUGCAGUCACCCAAGGUUGUUGAACUUGGACUCGUUCUCAUACUUUUCUUAUACUUAGCACAUAUAUGCAGAGAGGAUAUGUUCUUAACUGUUGACAUUAUAUACGACAUAGCCCAAAUAUAAUAGAAUCUAUACUAGAUAAUCCUAGACGAAGUGUUAGAGAUGCUAGAUGACAUGGCUGCAGCCACGACGGAGAAAAGGAGCUCAUGCCCAGAGACUGGGCUGCUCUCCUGGGGGCCAAACCCGAGGAGUCUGGCCACUCUGGGGAGAAGGAGACCCUGCCACAGCCCUCAGCGUGGAUGCACCCUGCAGAAAGUCUCCUGGAGAACACAGAGGGGUCUUAAGACAUUCUACCUACCUAUCAGCUUUCCUUUAUU
Messenger RNA from Tupaia belangeri chinensis (Chinese tree shrew), 2104 nucleotides. It is a transcript of the gene IGFBP3, whose product is annotated as insulin like growth factor binding protein 3. Gene Ontology annotation, cellular component: extracellular region. Gene Ontology annotation, molecular function: fibronectin binding; insulin-like growth factor I binding; insulin-like growth factor II binding. The coding region runs from base 1 to 747 and encodes 248 amino acids. The record is from RefSeq and is a predicted model, not a curated record. The transcript is spliced from 7 exons. Gene Ontology annotation, biological process: regulation of insulin-like growth factor receptor signaling pathway. NCBI's taxonomy places the organism in Eukaryota, Metazoa, Chordata, Mammalia, Scandentia, Tupaiidae.